AUGGCGGGCUGCCGCAGCGCUCUCAAGGCGGGCGCCCGCAGCAUGGCCUCCCUCAUCAGCCCCCGGGCUUCCUCUCCUUUGGCUACCAGGGUUGCUGUCGUGCUGGGAAGAAACUUCUCAGUGGCAGAAGCGCAGCUUGGGAUUACAGAUGCUGUACAAAUUCUUGGACUGACAGACCCAAGACUCUGCUACUUACUGGAUGGAUUCCUCUUCAUUUAUGCCGUCAUCGUGACAGCCCUUUUUGUGAAAGCAAAGCUUAGCCAAGCCUCUGAACCACAGCUGCAACCAGGCCAGGAUGAUGUCUAUAACAAACUGUCUCGUGGACACAGAGAUGAAUAUGACGUUCUGGGGGCAAAGCGAGGUGCAGACCCUGAGCUGGGCGGGAGACACCAGCAGAGAAGAAAGAAUCCUCAGGACAUUAUCUACACUUCGCUGCAGAAGGACAAGAUGGGCGAGGCAUACAGUGAAAUUGGAAUGAAGGGAGAGCAGCAGAGGCGGCGAGGCAAAGGGAACGAAGGUGUCUACCAGGGCCUCAGUACAGCAACCAAGGACACUUAUGAUGCUCUCCAAAUGCAGCCGUUGCCCCCCCGCUAA
This is a messenger RNA of Cariama cristata (Red-legged seriema), 594 nucleotides long. It is a transcript of the gene CD247, whose product is annotated as CD247 molecule. Bases 1 to 594 code for a protein of 197 amino acids. Gene Ontology annotation, molecular function: transmembrane signaling receptor activity. The record is from RefSeq and is a predicted model, not a curated record. Gene Ontology annotation, biological process: cell surface receptor signaling pathway. Gene Ontology annotation, cellular component: membrane. The transcript is spliced from 9 exons. NCBI's taxonomy places the organism in Eukaryota, Metazoa, Chordata, Aves, Cariamiformes, Cariamidae.